AUGCGCUUGCUUGCGGCGAGACAGCUCGCCCUGGCCUUUGGUCUCGCCGCCGUGCUCAUCAUCGGUAUCACCCGCUUCUUCGAGCUCGGUCUCUCGUCCUUCGGUCUCUCUCGCAAGUCCGCAGGGGAUUUCCAGGCCGACCGGCUCCUUCUCAUCACGGCCUACUUCCCCCUCAAGGCCGCAAAGCACUCACAUGCGGAAUACGACUAUUGGCUGACCAACUUCAUGGGUCGGCUCCACACCGACAUGUACAUCUUCUGCCCGCCCGCCGAAGAAGCACAUCUUCGGGACCUGGUCGGCAAGGCGGCAUUGUCAUCGGGCAAUCACGCAGCGGGUGGGGUUGCCAUCGGGCGCAAGGUGUACUUUGACACCCGCUUCACUACCUCCCUCGAAACACCGGUCCUUUCCUCCUUUGUCCAGCAGGCGGAUGACCAAUGGGCCAAAGACGUCGAAAAGCACAUCAAUAAUCCUGAUCUCUACGCGAUUUGGAACUCCAAGGCGUACUUCGUCGGGGAGGCGGUGCGGGAGACCACAUCGGACGGCCGGCGGGCGUACCAAUACUACUUCUGGCAGGACGCCGGGGCGAUGCGGACCGCCAAUACGCUGCGCUAUUGGCCGGACAUGGGCCGGGUGCAGGAGGUGUUUCGGGAGGCGGAAGACGUCAGGGAAAGCGACAAUGUGACGGAGCAGCCGUUGAUCAUGUUUCCUUUUUGGCGUAUGGCACACGGGCAUGAGAAGGCUUGGACGGAGGAUCAGGGAGGGAUAGCCACGCUGCUGACUGAAGGGUCGUUCUUUGGCGGAACCAAGGCUUCAGUCCUCUGGUUCGAGACUGCCUUUUACAGACUCUUCGAUAAGCUCCUCGCCACGGGACACUUCGUCGGUCGAGAUCAAGACGUCUUCAACACCCUCAUCGCCCAGCAUGCUUCCAACUUCUUUGGUCCGGUUCCGGACGCGCAUAAUGACAUGGGGGACUGGGGCAAGUGCGGGGAUCGAUGGUACUAUUACAUUCAGUGGAUAGCGGAUGCGGCGGAGAGACAAGCGAUGGAGACGACGUAUGGCUGGCACUAUCCCUACGCGAUGUCCUCCGAGCCGCCGGACCCACGGUCUCCUCGUUCUCCGCCUGAGGAGGUCGCUCCUGCAGCAGCAGGAGGCGCGCCAGCUGUCACGCCGACUACACCUGCCCCCUUCGUCGGUCAGGCGGCCUUCCUCGAUGGUCAACCCCAGCAACGUCCUAACAUCGGCUCUAUGCUCUUCCUUACCGCCUUCUUCUUCUUCAUGUCGUCCAGCAACAAUCAGCCUCAGAUCGUUAUCGUCGGGCCGGAUGGGCAGAUCCAGCAGCGCGUAACCGAGCUGGACCGGGCUCGGACGCAGAUGGAUGAGUACAAAGGGCUAUUGAACGGGACGGUGGUGGGGAACUGGACGGAGGGUGGCACGCCGCAAGUCCAGCCGGCAGCUUUGCUACCUGGGCGCUUUGAGCACUCGGCGGUCGGAGCAGGGCGAUUCUACUCGAACAUUACCGGAUUCCACCGUGAUGGAAAGGCGCACCCGGUCAACCUUCUCCAGCCAGGGCCAAACGUUACCUUCUUCGACCACACCCUGCCUGCGCUGAACUCCAGCUCGGAAUGGAACGCGACGUUGGCGGAGGAGCUGAAGGGAGAUUGGGACUGGACACUGGUGGAUAGCUGGGAGAUGAACGUGAAGGAGCGGUCGAUUCUCGAGGAGAGGUCGAACCUGACGAGUGGGGUGAAGGACGAGGACUGGUCAUGGGUGAGAGGGACAAUCAGCUUUGGAAACACGGAGAUCAAACCUCGGGUGACGGACUACGACUUCAUCGGUCUACACUACCUGCCCAACGGGACGUACGAGCUGUACGCUGUCCCAGACGGGUUAUACCUGGAUAUACGCAACAUACCCCGACUUUACCCUCAACAUCACAAUACAACGCGGAGGAUCAUCAUGCGCGAGCUGGAGAAGGAGUUGGACGCGCAAGAGCGGAGCCUGCUCUUGACGGAUAUCCGGCCUGAAGACGUGACAAGAACGAGAUGCCCCCUGCUCGUACACCUCGCUCUGCCUCCCGUUCCUGCCGGUAUCGAUAUGGCCGACGUCAAGCGGUAUGAUGAGGAACUUCGGAACCCAACCGGUCUGCGCACCAGUCUUCGGCGUCCUCCUGGAUACUGGCAACGGGGCGGAUUGGGCGGUGUAGUCAUUGCGGACCAGUGUGGCUUUGCGAUAGGGCUGGACGCUGGACAAGGGAUGAAACUGGAAGAUUUUUGGCGGAAGACGUGCAACUAUGCCGCCUACGCCUCGUUCUUCAUGCUGCUCACCCUGUACCUGCUGGUCCGCCAAAUGGAACUCACUCGGACACCUUCCACCCUAGCCCAAGUCUCCCUACUGUCGGCCAUCAGCAUGGUCAGCACCGACUCAUUCAUGUUCUCAGCCCACCUCGCGGUCGGCACCGCCAGCGACAAUAAGACAAGCCUUCCGCUGCUUGUCCCGGCGUUUUUGGCGUUGUGUACGGCCAUCGUGUUUGGACCGCGAUAUGUGAUCCUGCUGUAUCGCGUCCAAGCUCCUGAGCGGACUUUUGAACCUACUCCCACACCUCCGGUCGCUCCUGCGCCGGCAGCGGACAUCGAGUCGGCGGAAGCAGGUGGCGUUGCGGCUGAGGUACCGCCGUCUCCGCUGUUUGGCGUGCGGGAGGGACUCGCUUCUCAUCCCAGAAUAAAGUGGCUUGUCAUUGGUCUUCUCGUCUUCAUCGCCUUCCAGCUCGUUAUGGUCCCCUCACUCGCGCCAGUCACGCUAUUCGGAAUGUACUCGUUCUGGGUCCCACAGAUCUGGCGAAAUGCGACUCGGCGAUCCCUUGGAGUGGACAAGACCUUCGUGAUCGGGACAACCAUUGGCCGACUUGCUAUACCCAUCUACGCGCUGGGCUGCCCCGAUAACGUCUUCUUCUUCUCUGGGACCAAUUGGGUUUGGGGAAUGGUCAUCUGGCAGAUCUUCCAAGUCUCGGUACUGCUCGCCCAGGAGAGAUUCGGUCCUGCCUUCUUCUUGCCAAACCGCUUCGCUGCUGCGGAUGGGUACAACUACCACCCCCUCCUGCCCUCGUCCUCCGACCCGAAAGCCGAUCUCGACUCCACUCCGCUCAAUCCUGCAGGGGUAGCGCUGUCUGACGAGCGCACCUGCAGUAUCUGCAUGGAGGAGGUCGAUACGCAACCGACGAGUAUGGCGCCUGGAGAUGCCCUGUUGAAGGGUAUCAAGGCAAGCGGUUGGGCAGCAGGGCACCAGCGUCGGGCGUACGCCCUGGCGCCAUGUGGUCAUCUGUUCCAUACGGCUUGUUUGGCGCAGUGGUUGGCUGUCAAAGUAUACAAUCUGCCCACUGUGCAAGCGCUCAUUACCCCCACUGUAGCCACAUGCGAUCCAUCAGCAUCGGACGUCCCGAAGAUAUCCUGCGGACGCCGCAUAUCUGUUGUAUACUAUCUGUUCAUGUACAUCUGUGCACAGGAAAUGGUCAUGUAG
Messenger RNA from Dioszegia hungarica, 3513 nucleotides. RefSeq lists its product as uncharacterized. The record is from RefSeq and is a predicted model, not a curated record. Bases 1 to 3513 code for a protein of 1170 amino acids. The transcript has 10 exons. NCBI's taxonomy places the organism in Eukaryota, Fungi, Basidiomycota, Tremellomycetes, Tremellales, Bulleribasidiaceae.